Messenger RNA from Thalassophryne amazonica, 3291 nucleotides. RefSeq names its product male-specific lethal 3 homolog. The record is from RefSeq and is a predicted model, not a curated record. Gene Ontology annotation, cellular component: nucleus; MSL complex; NuA4 histone acetyltransferase complex. Gene Ontology annotation, biological process: chromatin organization; regulation of DNA-templated transcription. Lineage: Eukaryota; Metazoa; Chordata; Actinopteri; Batrachoidiformes; Batrachoididae.
CUGUGGAUUUUCCUUUUCUUUUUGUUUUUUUAUGGAAGACCCCUCCAGCGUUUGGCGAGGAACGGGUUAAAGAGUUUGCAUGGUCCUGAUUGAUGCUUCCUCUUCCACACGGCGCCAUGAACAAAUGAAUUCGCGAGGAAUUAAAUAUCACUUUCACAAAGGAGAAAAAGUUCUGUGUUUUGAACCCGAUCCUACCAAGGCUAAAGUGUUGUAUGACGCUAAGGUCAUUGAUGUCUUGAUAGGUACAGACGAACAUGGAAAGAGGGUCCCAAAGUACCUGAUUCACUUUAAUGGUUGGAACAGGAGUUGGGAUCGCUGGGCUGCAGAGGAUCAUGUCCUAAGGGACACCGAGGAAAACCGUAAAUUGCAACGUAAGCUGGCGCACAAAGCUUUAAGUCGCAUGAAGAGAAAGGGAUGGGUGAAGAGACGCCGUCGUCAGUCUGGUUCUAAAUCUUCCCUGAAGACAAUCCCAAAGGAAGACGACAGCGAUGACGCCUGUCUGAUUUCAUCUUCAGACAGCAGUGACGGGGACGAUUCUGACGCUGAAUCUUCAAACAGUGGGGACAGCACCUUCUCAGAGGACCUCAACAAAAUGAGAGUUGAGCCAGAGAUUAAUGUGAAGCAGGAAUGUGAGGAAAAGAUUGUUCAUGUUGAUAUCAUCAUCCCGGAUGUCCUGAAGAAGAGGUUGGAGGAUGACUGCUUUUACAUCAACAAGAGGAAGAAGCUGGUGAUGGUUCCCUGUCAGACAAAUGUGGUGCACAUCCUGGAGUCCUACGUGAAGCACUUUGCCAUAAACAAAGCAUUCAUGGCCAACGAGAGGUACCGGCGUCAGCAGAUUGCCACGCAAAGCGGCAGCCCACAACAAGUCCCUCCGGAGAAGAAUGAGGAGCUGUGUAAAGAGAUGGUCGAUGGCCUGAGGAUCACAUUUGACUUCACCUUACCCAUGAUCCUGCUCUACCCCUCUGAACAGGCUCAGUUCAAAAAGGUCAGCUCCUCCAGGCUCUUCUUCGCCAUCAAUGAAGCGUCUCCCUGGUCCAACAACAUCCAGCGAGAACGCAGCCCAAGUCCACUGGGCCAGAACCCCCCCACGCCACAGUCGACAGACAGCCAACCGGCACUGAGCGACAUCUCCUGUACCACACCGACCACCUCGGCCCCAACCCCGAAGCGUCGACGCCACCCCGACAUGGACUGUAUCUCCUUCCAGUCCCAGUCACAGUCACUUCGCCGCUCCACCAGGAACUCCUCAGGGGGAGACCGCUUAGCUGAAGGAAGCAGCGGGGGUGGUGGCAGCGCUACGGCGUCCCCUCAGCUCAAACGGCGCGCAGUGGACAGCUCGGCUCAGCCAAAGUUCUUCCUCAACCUGGAGAGGAAAACCCCAGUGCACAGUGGCUCUUCUUCUCCGUUACCCUACCCGAGCAAAGAGAGAAGUGGACCUUUCUACGGCUUGGAGAGUCGUCGAAACAACGAGCUGAAUGAGGUCCUGAGCUGGAAACUGACUCCUGAUAACUACCCUCUUAAAGACCAGCCUCCCCCGCCUUCCUACCUCUACGGAUCACAGCACCUCCUGCGGCUUUUUGUGAAGCUUCCUGAAAUUCUGGGAAAGAUGCAGCUCCCCGAGAGGAAUCUCCGAGCUCUCGUCAAACAUUUGGAACUCUUUCUCAGGUUUCUGGCAGAGUUCCACGAGGAUUUUUUUCCCGAGUCUGCAUAUGUGUCGGCGUCAGAGGCUCACUACAGCAUGAAACAACCGAGGCCCAUCUACUGAAGCAAACCGCCACUCCCGCCUGACCGUCAUUGUCUGGAUCCGAUGGUGUUGUUUGCAAAAGCAUAAAAAAAAAAAGCUUUCACGUAUUUAGCCAGCUUUCCCAAAUCUUUCUUUUCUACUUCUUCUCUGAUCUGAAGCUGUGUUCACAUUAUUGCGGCAAAACCAAUUCUUCACAAAUCUCGUUUUUGGAUUAUGCACGUGUUGCCGUUUCAUUCAGAUAUUGGUUAAAUAAAAUUGUGAUACAGAUACCUUUUGAUAAAUAAAGAUUCCUAACAUUUUGUUGUCAAACAGUAAAGACAUAAAUGUAAUUGAGGCUUCAUAUUUUACAUCUUAAAGAUUAACCUUGUUUUAAAUACUGUGAAUUGAACAAGCGUACAUGACACUGCUGUCAGUCGGAUUGGCAGUCGCCAUGUUGCAUCACUGAGCAUUUGCAUAAAAAUAAUUCUCCCUGUAGAGGCAUUCCAUGCACGUCCAGCUGGGAGGAGACCCAGGACUAGGUGGAGAGAUUAUAUCUCCACACUGCCCUGGGAACACCUCGGGAUCCCCCAGUCAGAGGUGGUUAAUGUGGCCCGGGAAAGGGAAGUUUGGGGUCCCCUGCUGGAGCGGUUGCCUCCGCGACCUGAUCCGAGCCAGAAUUCUCAUCGAGUGACCACUUAUUUGUUGUCGCUGUUAAACAUCCACUCUGACUGAAAAUGAAUGGCCUGUGGUCACUUUGUCUCUCUUGCUCUCUUAGAUAAUGUGACCAAAUGGUGAUGGGGAUCCCAGCCAUGCUUGACAGCAUUGUAAGCAGUGUCGUCGGAGUGCCUUCUGCUCGACAGGCUACAUAAUGACACCAUUUCUAACUGCUAGUGUUUUUCUACAUUGUUUAUUUGGGAAAAUAAGUUUUCCUAUAUGGGGGGGAAAAAAAAUCAUGCAGCUACCGAUAUGUUAAUGGGAAGCUCAUAUCGGCUGGUAUUAUUGGCAAACUGAUACAGCGGUUGGGCUCCAGUUACACAGUUGUCCAGUAUGUUAGAAAAUGGUUUGAAGUCUGACAAACACAGCGAAUGUAGUCAAGAGAAUAACAUGACUGCAAAUCAGAAGAAUGUUACAGUUCUUGGGGUGGUGGGGUGAGGGGGUGUAGCUGUGCGUGGCGUAAUGAUAUGAACACACCUUAACGUUACCUUUGCUCUUGUUGGCGUUUCCCAUGAAACGAACCCUCUCUGCUUUGCUUCAAUGUAAAUGCUUCUGUGCAGAAAUACGAUGCCAUUCUUACGGUCGUAUUUGAGGCUACACGUGACACCACUCAAGACUUGAGGCUGCUUCCUGAUGUGCAUUCUGAAUUGGACACACCUUCUCUCAGCUGUUUCUUUGUAUCAAAUAAGCGGCUGAGCAGCAACAGCUGCUCCACACAAACGUUUUCCCUUCAUCGCUUCUGACUUGCUCUUUACAGCCUCAGAUUUUGAACUUUCAGAGUCUGAUAUAGCAGUGGAAUGUUGAUUGAAAAUAUGUUUACUUUUAUCUGCCAAUCCAUAUUUUUUUUUGUUUUU